AUGCAAAUUGAUUAUUUAACAAGAUUAAAAAUAUAUAAUUCUCCAAUUUUAAAAUUGUAUCGCGGUCAAGUUAUGACAAGAGAUGAAUUAGAAAAUAAUUUCCGUGCUAAUAAAGGAAAUCUCAUAUCAAUGAAUAGUUUCUUAUCAACGACAACAGAUCGUUACGUAGCUCGUUUCUUUGCUGGUGAUGGUCAUAUUGAAAACCUGGAAACUCAAGUAUCUGUAUUAUAUGAAAUUGAAAUUGAUACUCGAUUGCCUCAUUCAGUACCAUUUGCUGAACUCGAUGAUCAGAGCAUUUUUGAACAUGAACAUGAAGUACUCUUUUCGAUGGGAGCUGUUUUUCGUAUCGGAGAAACUUAUGAAGAACAUAGAUAUUUAUGGACAGUGAAAUUAAUUUUAACUUCGGAAGAAGAUGAACAAUGGAAUGUUUUAACCGAGCAUUUAUCAGAAGAACAAGAAACGACUAAUAGAAUUAGUAGACAGACUUCGAUGAUCGAUAAUGUAAACGAAGACAUUAAGAUCAUUCCAAUCGCUACGAAUAGAAAAAGACGAAGUCGAAGUUUUGAUGAUCAUCAUUGUUCAAAACGUGAAUUUCGUCGAUCGCGUUUGGCAGAAACUUUUCGAACAAGAAUGAGUCGACGAUUUGAACAUCCAGAUUUUCAACCUAUCCAUAAAGAAAUUUAA
Messenger RNA from Rotaria sp. Silwood2, 684 nucleotides. NCBI's taxonomy places the organism in Eukaryota, Metazoa, Rotifera, Eurotatoria, Philodinida, Philodinidae. The record is from the annotation of a GenBank genome assembly.